This is a messenger RNA of Cucumis sativus (cucumber), 1404 nucleotides long. RefSeq names its product polygalacturonase. Bases 63 to 1262 code for a protein of 399 amino acids. Gene Ontology annotation, molecular function: polygalacturonase activity. The transcript is spliced from 4 exons. The record is from RefSeq and is a predicted model, not a curated record. Gene Ontology annotation, biological process: carbohydrate metabolic process. Lineage: Eukaryota; Viridiplantae; Streptophyta; Magnoliopsida; Cucurbitales; Cucurbitaceae.
CAUCCUUUUUCUCUCUCCCACAGCCGCAACGCAUUUGGAGAAAGUAAGAAAAAUUUAUUAAGAUGGCGAUCAUCCAUCUUGACAACAACCAUAGUUUGCUUUCAUUGAUUUUGUUAGUUGGAUUAAGCAGUUGGAGUACUUUUGUUGAUGCAUCAUCUUACAACGUUGUUGACUUUGGAGGCAAAGGUGAUGGAACAACUGACUCAACACAAGCAUUUCAAACGGCAUGGACUAAUGCUUGUGCCUCCACAAAAAAGGCCACUAUUUAUGUUCCACGAGGAAGAUAUUGCCUUCAAAAUGUAACAUUCAGCGGACCUUGCAAGAACAAGGCAAUCAUCUUUCGCAUUGAUGGCAGUAUGGAAGCUCCCUCUGACUAUCUAGUUAUUGGAAACUCUGCGGCUUGGGUUGUGUUUAGGCAUGUUGAUGGAAUGACUAUCUUAGGUGGUAGUCUCGAUGGAAAGGGAGCUGCGUUGUGGGCUUGCAAGAAUUCUUCUUAUAACGCUCUUUGCCCAACUGGAGCCACGACCCUUGAAUUCUCCAACUCAAAAAAUGUGGUGGUCAAUAACCUAAAAUCACUUAAUAGCCAAAUGUUCCAUGUAGCCAUAAAUGGCUGCGAAAAUGUGAUGGUUAAAGGCCUUAGGGUCUCAGCAUCGAGUAAUAGUCCUAAUACCGACGGAAUUCAUGUGCAAUCAUCCUCUAAUGUGACCAUUAUAAAUUCCAAGAUAGGAACUGGAGAUGAUUGCAUUUCAGUUGGUCCUGGUGUUUCUAACUUACAAAUUCAAAAUAUUUCCUGCGGACCUGGGCAUGGAAUAAGCAUUGGUAGUCUCGGAAAAGAUGUAAAAGAGAUUGGGGUGCAAAAUGUUACGAUAAAGAAUGUUGUAUUUUCACGCACUGAAAAUGGGGUACGAAUCAAAACAUGGGGGAAGCCAAGCAAUGGGUUUGCUACUGACAUUGUUUUCCAGCACAUUGUAAUGAACAAUGUUCAUAAUCCAAUUGUUAUCGAUCAAAAUUAUUGUCCAACUCACAAAGGCUGUCCAGGCCAGGCUUCUGGAAUUAAAAUUAGUAAUGUGACAUACCAAGACAUCCAGGGAACAUCAACCACUAAAGUUGCAAUCAUGUUUGAUUGUAGUCCGACAAAUCCAUGUAUUGGAAUAAAGUUAGAGAAUGUAAGUCUUACGUAUAAGAAUCAAACGGCCGAAGCUAGAUGUAACAAUGCAAGAGGAAUUGUAGUUGGUCAAGUUCAACCCACUGCUUGUCUCUGAGGAAACAGCGCUACGAACAAUAUAUUAGGUUUGAAUGUGUAUAUAUUAACGUGCAGACAUGGCUUAUGUAAUUCAAAUAUUUAUGUUGGGAGUGAAAGUAUGUAUAUUUAUUGUAUCAUGAAAAUUUUAGAUUGGAUAUUCA